Molecule: messenger RNA, 1978 nt
Organism: Oryzias melastigma (Indian medaka)
Lineage: Eukaryota; Metazoa; Chordata; Actinopteri; Beloniformes; Adrianichthyidae
Gene: cgasa
Product: cyclic GMP-AMP synthase
Exons: 5
Coding region: 37-1725 (562 amino acids)
Biological process (GO): negative regulation of double-strand break repair via homologous recombination; activation of innate immune response; positive regulation of defense response to virus by host
Cellular component (GO): cytosol; nucleus; site of double-strand break
Molecular function (GO): 2',3'-cyclic GMP-AMP synthase activity; chromatin binding; double-stranded DNA binding
Source: RefSeq, a predicted model, not a curated record
CUGGUGACUGAGCGCGCUCAUUCAGUUCUGUUCAUCAUGAGUGCUAGACGGGGAUCGUGUAAGACCAGGAGUCCUGACUCUUCAGAACCUGCGACGAGGACCCGGCAGAAGCAAGUACCUCAGCCAAGAUGCCCAGCAGCAGAUAAGGGCAACGGAACCAGAAGAGGAGCAAACAAACAGGAUCAGGAAAAAGAGAAGCAGAGUGAGAAGCCACGUGUGGAGCAGAGGGAAAAGACUACCAAAUGCUUCAAAGAAAGGGCGGGAAACUCUACUGAAGGUACCGUGGCUUCAAUUGCUCCAACCACAACUAAAUCCACUAAAAAGUCUGAAAAGAAGACUAAGAAGGAGGACCAUAACUCUGUUGGAGGUGCAGUGAAGAGCCCAGAAACUACUAGAAGGGUCAAAACACCAGAAGAAGCCGAACAGAAAACACUGAAGGCAAAGUCUAAGAGGAAAGAAGAAACCUCGAGUGAUAUGAAGGAAGUAUCUUUAGAAAUUUGCAUAGUGGAGUCAGGGAAAGGAAACAAUGAAAGAAAAGCUCCUAAAACUAAAGCAGAAAGAAGCAACAAAGAAGAACCAAAAGAAGACCCAAAGAGAGGCAAAAAGACCGUAGCGGCUUCUGAAGAGGACAAGGUGGCCUUUAUCCUCAGGGAAACCCUGAACAAAAUUAGGUUAAAAAUGAAAGAGAAAGUCAACGUGUCAAAAGUAAUCAAUGACAUAAAAAAAGACAUUAUUAAACAUUUAAAAGAGAAAACCCAGCUUUUCAAAGAAGUACAGGAGCCACUGAAUACUGGGAGCUACUAUGAAAACACAAAGAUUUCUAACCCUGAUGAGUUCGAUGUUAUGCUGUCCCUGUUGGUGGAAAGAGUUCACAUCGAACCAUUCAAGGAGGAUGGAGCCUUUUAUAAGGUGGCUCUAAAACGUGGCAACAAUCCACUGAAGGCCUUACAGGAGGAGUUUUUACCCGCAAACAAAAUACUGACAGAGUUCAGGAAGGAGGUGACUAAAUUCCUGAAGGAUUUUAAAGGCUGGGAAAUGACACCAACCAAGCGAGGCUGCCCUGCUGUGACCCUGAUCACUAAGGUCGAGUCCAUCGAGGUUUCCCUGGACUUGGUCCUCUGCCUUCAAGUCAAAUCCAGCUGGCCGGAUUUCACCAAAGAUGGCUUUAAGAUAGAAAAGUGGCUUGGGGGAAAAACAAGACAGGAACACAGACGAAAACCAUUUUAUCUUGUCCCAAAAUAUGAAGGAAAGGGCUCUGUGGAACAUGACGGGUUUUUAAAUAAAGACGGCUGGCGGAUUUCCUUCUCGCACAUCGAGAAAGAGAUUUUACUGAACCACGGAUCGGUAAAGACGUGCUGCGAAAAGGAUGGAGAAAGCUGCUGCAGGAAAGCGUGUCUGAAGCUCCUAAAGUGUCUGCUGCAUCUCCUGAAAGAGAGCGACUCUUCCCUUGAAGAAGUCUGUUCCUAUCACGCCAAGACAACUCUAUUCCACGCCUGCUGUGACCGCACCAACGACAGCGACUGGAAAGCCUCAGACCUCCGCAGCUGCUUCCAGCAGUUCCUGCAGGACUUUGAAGGCCACCUGAAUGAUGGCAAACUCCAGAACUUCUUUGUUCCUGGACAGAACCUGCUUCACGGCAUUCGUAAGACAACUUUAUAUAACCUCGCCGAGCAGAUAAAGGAACAGCGAUUAAAUGGGUUUCCAAUUUUUAGCAAAAGGUUUUAAAUGAAGUAAGCCAAGUUUUGUUUUCAGCACUAGUGUAAACAUUCAAAAAGAGCAAGAUACUAGUUGUUUUAACAUUAAUAUUUUAAAAAAAUGUUUAUUUUAUACGGUUUUUAUUUAAAGAAUUCAAAUCAAACUGUUGAUAAACACUUAAAUCAAGUCACUUUGUUUUUUUCUUUGUUUUCAAAAUGAAACGACUUGUGAUUAACUUACAUGAAAUAAAACUUAAGUGUAAAACCUUUUUCAUUGCUGAACA